Molecule: messenger RNA, 3618 nt
Organism: Paracoccidioides lutzii Pb01
Product: DNA-directed RNA polymerase III subunit RPC2
Exons: 4
Coding region: 1-3618 (1205 amino acids)
Biological process (GO): DNA-templated transcription
Cellular component (GO): RNA polymerase III complex
Molecular function (GO): DNA binding; DNA-directed RNA polymerase activity; ribonucleoside binding
Source: RefSeq, a predicted model, not a curated record
AUGCCCGGAAGUCCCAUGAGACGAAAACGUGCUGCGCAUGCAACGCUGUCCAAGACACCUGCGACUGCCGCUACAGCUGCUCCCCCCGCCGCCGCCAAUGUGCAGACGACGACGGAAUCGCACCAGCAUGAUCACUCACAUGCCAACAAGGUGAAGGGAAGGGCUGAUGACUUCGAUACCCUGCUGAAGCCAUUCUACUACACCAAAUCUCUCACUGAUCCGAUAAACACGGCCAAGGAUAAAUGGAACUUAUUACCUGCCUUUCUCAAGGUUAAGGGCUUAGUUAAGCAACAUAUUGAUUCAUAUAAUUACUUUGUCGAGGUCCAAUUGAAGAAGAUCGUGCAGGCUAGCGCAGAGAUUCGUAGCGAUGUCGAUCCGAAUUUCUAUAUUAGAUUCCACGACAUCUACCUGGGCACGCCCCGACGAGCUGACGAAGAGCAAGACUCCAACUUCAAUGCAGCGUCCACAAUCACCCCGAACGAAUGCAGACUGCGCGAUAUGACCUAUGCAAGCCCGAUCCUGGUAGAUUUCGAGUAUGUUCGUGGUAGGCAACGGGUCAAGCGGAAUGGGACAGCCAUUGGUCGAAUGCCAGUUAUGCUCCGCAGCUCUAAGUGCGUGUUGUCGAAUAAGUCCGAGGCUGAGAUGCAGCUUUUGCAAGAGUGCCCACUUGACCCCGGCGGGUAUUUUAUUGUCAAUGGCACGGAGAAGGUUAUUUUGGUUCAGGAGCAGUUGAGUAAGAAUCGGGUUAUUGUGGAGACGGACUUGAAGAAAGAAAUUGUUCAGGCUUCAGUCACUAGCUCUUCAAACGAACGAAAGUCGAAGAGUUACAUCAUUCUUAAGAAGGAGCGGAUUUAUGUGAGACAUAACGUUCUCAACGAAGAUGUUCCAAUCGUCAUUCUUCUGAAAGCGAUGGGGAUUCAAUCUGACAAAGAGAUGUUGCUUCUUGUUGCUGGCAUCGACAGCACGUAUCAGGAAGAUUUUGCCAUUAACUUCGAGGAGGCGGUGAAGCUGGGUAUAUAUACCCAGCAUCAGGCGCUGGAAUAUAUCGGGAGCAGAAUCAAGAUCAACCGAAAACCAAAUAAUUUUGGCGUUAUCCGUCGUAACUAUGUCCAGGAAGCCAUCGAAGCGAUAUCUUCGGUUAUUAUCUCGCAUGUUGUUGUGGAGAACCUCAACUUCCGUCCCAAGGCUCUAUACGUCGCGCACAUGGCUCGACGUGUCUUGAUGGCAAAGCAUGAUCCAAGUCUUGUAGACGAUCGAGAUUAUGUGGGUAACAAACGGCUGGAACUGGCUGGCCAGCUUCUGUCAUUGUUAUUUGAGGAUCUAUUCAAGAAGUUCCAGUUCGACAUAAAAAUGAAUAUCGAUAAAGUUCUGAAGAAACCCGUGCGGACGGAACAGUUUGACGCAUAUGGGGUCGUCGCCAUACAUGGUAAUCACAUCACCCAAGGGAUGAACCGGGCCAUCUCAACUGGUAACUGGAGUCUGAAGCGGUUCCGCAUGGAACGCGCAGGUGUUACACACGUAUUGAGUCGACUAAGUUACAUCGCGGCGUUGGGUAUGAUGACCCGUAUAUCGAGUCAGUUUGAAAAGACUCGCAAAGUAUCCGGGCCUCGAGCUCUACAACCGUCGCAGUUUGGCAUGCUGUGUCCGUCCGAUACACCUGAAGGCGAGGCUUGUGGUCUUGUCAAGAAUUUAGCCCUCAUGACGCAUAUCACUACUAACGACGAGGAGGAACCUGUGAGGAAACUGAUCUUCGCCCUCGGCGCUGAAGAUGUCCAGACUGUCGGUGGGCGUGAGCUGCAUGGCCAGGGAACUUAUAUUGUAUUCCUUAACGGAUCCCCCAUCGCGUUAACGCGACGACCCAAAUUUUUCCUACAUUCCUUCCGACGGUUGCGUCGGACGGGACGGGUUUCGGAAUUCAUCAGCGUGUUCAUCAAUCACCACCAAAGAGCAGUGCACAUCGCGACGGAUGAUGGACGCAUAUGUCGUCCGCUAAUCAUUGUCGAAGACGGGAAAUCCAGAGUCCAAGCCCGUCAUCUUCGCGCACUAAGGAGUGGAUCGAUGGAAUUCGAUGACUUCUUGGCCCACGGGCUCGUAGAGUAUCUGGAUUGUAAUGAAGAGAAUGACUCAAAUAUUGCCGUCUAUGAAAAUGACAUCGUUGACAGCACGACACAUUUGGAAAUCGAGCCUUUCACGAUUCUCGGGGCUGUAGCCGGUCUCAUUCCCUAUCCCCAUCACAACCAAUCCCCACGAAAUACAUACCAAUGCGCUAUGGGUAAACAAGCCAUCGGCGCAAUUGCCAACAACCAAUUCCUUCGCAUCGACUCCCUCCUCUACACCAUGGUUUACCCUCAGAAGCCGAUGGUGAAAACCCGAACAAUAGAGCUGAUCAAAUACGACAGACUCCCCGCUGGCCAGGCCGCCACUGUGGCCGUUAUGAGUUAUUCCGGCUAUGACAUUGAGGAUGCCCUCGUGCUGAACAAGGGCUCUAUAGACCGUGGCUUUGGCCGCUGUCAAGUCUUCCGCAAAUACUCCACGAACCUCAAAAGCUACUCAAACGGCACGAAGGACAAACUAAAAGGCCCCGAUCGUGAAAAUGGCCUUCCAGUCCGCAAACACGCACUUCUCGACAACGACGGCCUGGCCGCUGUUGGCGAAAAGGUAAACCAAGGUGAAGUCUACAUUAACAAAGUCACACCGGAAAACGCCUUGUCGUCCGGUAUCACCGGCUCCGACGCCGGCAGGCCAAUCACCUACAUCCCCUCCCCGCAGACCUACAAACUCCCUGACCCAAGCUACAUCGACAAAGUCAUGAUCUCCUCCACUGAGGCGGAGAACCAACUGAUAAAAGUACAAACGCGCCAAACUCGCCGGCCGGAGGUUGGCGACAAAUUCUCCUCGCGUCACGGGCAAAAGGGCGUCGUCGGCAUCAUCGCCGAGCAAGCCGACAUGCCCUUUAGCGACCUAGGCAUCGUUCCAGACAUCAUCAUGAAUCCUCACGGUUUCCCUUCACGUAUGACGGUGGGGAAAAUGCUGGAACUCGUUGCGGGCAAAGCGGGCAUUCUCUCUGGCCAGUUCAGUUACGGCACUGCCUUUGGCGGCAGCCCCGUUGAGGAAAUGUCUGCUAUCCUUGUCAAGCAUGGCUUCUCGUAUGGUGGGAAGGACUGCCUAACGUCGGGUAUCACGGGUGAAUCACUUCCCGCGUACGUCUUCAUGGGGCCCAUCUACUACCAGAAGCUGAAGCACAUGGUGCAGGAUAAGAUGCAUUCGCGCGCUAGGGGGCCGCGGGCGAUCUUAACGCGUCAGCCGACGGAGGGUCGUUCGCGUGACGGUGGUCUGCGUCUCGGGGAGAUGGAGCGCGAUUGUCUGAUUGCUUAUGGCACGAGUCAGUUGUUGUUGGAACGGUUGAUGAUUUCGUCUGAUCAGUAUGAGGUGGAUGUUUGUGAGAGUUGUGGGUUCAUGGGGUAUUCGGGGUGGUGUCAACGGUGUAAGUCUUCACGGGGGGUGGUGAAGAUGAUUAUCCCUUACGCAGCGAAGUUGUUGGUUCAGGAGCUUUUUAGUAUGAAUGUCGUGGCUAGGUUGAAGCUUGCGGAUGAGUUUCCCGAGGACCGGGGGAAGUAG